Homarus americanus (American lobster) is the source of this 2935-nucleotide messenger RNA. RefSeq names its product caspase-2-like. Lineage: Eukaryota; Metazoa; Arthropoda; Malacostraca; Decapoda; Nephropidae. The record is from RefSeq and is a predicted model, not a curated record. Gene Ontology annotation, molecular function: cysteine-type endopeptidase activity. Gene Ontology annotation, biological process: regulation of apoptotic process; proteolysis. The coding region runs from base 76 to 2331 and encodes 751 amino acids. The transcript is spliced from 12 exons.
GCACCGAGUGUGAGCUGUUUCAAGACCAGACUUGACCAACACUGGAGCAGGUUCAGAGGUUUAACGGAAUCCACAAUGGACGAGAGAGAUAAAGAGGUCCUCGGCCAGCACCAGGAGACCAUCGCCAGGGAGGUGGUGGACGCGGGCAGAACAGCGGACCUCAUAUACGAACUGAAAACAAUGGGCGUCAUACCUGGCUCAGUAGCCGAUACUUUACAGAGACAGGAGACCACCAAGACCAUGAAGGUGCGGUCUCUACUCAAUUACCUGAAGAAGUGUGAGGCGGGGUCCUUCACGAGCUUCCUGGAGGUGCUGCUGAAGCUAGGACUGGCUCCCCUGGUCAAGAUGGUCGACCUGCCCACCUACGAGAGACACAGGGGCAGCAUGAGCGGAGAAAGUGACGAGCUGGACGACCUUCAGCGUUUACCUCACAUCCACAACGGUCAGCGCUGUCCUCCCCUCCCCCGCCCUCCUACCCUAGACCUGGAGAGAUGUCCUCAAGCUUCUGAUAACGGGAGCGCCGACAACAACAACCCAGAACUGCCGCUGAAAAUAGUAGUUGUACCCUAUAGGGAGGUGGGCGGCCGUGACCUGUCCCCCUCGGAGGUGUACAGGAACCUCACAAUGCCUCGGGGACUAGUCUUCCUGGCCAACUAUAAGAACUUUCAUGAUGACGAACACGCCAUUCGCAUCGGCUCGGAAACCGACGUCAAGAAUCUGUCGCUCCUGUUUACACAAAUGGGUUAUAAGAUACCCAAACAACACAUGAAUUUGACCAAAUAUGAGACGAUACAGGCGUUGAGAGAAUUCAAGUCUCUGCCGGAACUGUCGCAGGUAGAUUCGUGCGUAGUGAUCGUCAUGAGCCACGGACACGACCACAAGUCCUUCUACACGUCCGACAACCAGUACCUGACGGUGAACGAUGUGGUCGAGGUGUUCAAUAAUAAGUCGUGCCCGGCCCUCAUUGGAAAGCCUAAGAUAUUCAUUUUCCAGUAUUGCAGGGGUACGGGACCAGACGUGGGCGCGGAACUAAACCCUCGUCGGGUUGUCAACAAGCGAGGAAUGCCCGUCUUUUGUGAUUCUGCAAACCAGGGCGAAGUUAUUAUACACAGAGACCCAACUUAUACAGACAUGUGUAUCCUGUACUCCACUGUUGAAGGUUUCGUGUCGUUUCGUCAUCCUAAACUGGGGUCCUGGUUAAUGGAGGCCAUCUGCCACGUGUUCAUGAACCAUGCUUGUAAUGAGGACCUCGAUGCUCUCAUGAAGAAGGUCUCUCGCAGGGUGAGGCGGAACCACACGGACGACGGGAGCAAGCAGGCGUGCGAGUUCGUGCAGCGAGCCUUCGAUCGAGUCUUCUACUUCAACCCCGAGCCACUGAACACCAUGGGACUCUCAAACAUGCACGCGUUAUCCAGGGUUUUGUCAGAGUCCACCGGUAGUCUGGAUGGAACUAUGUCGCCCGUGACUCUCUCUCCAACGUAUCGCCGUCGCGUGAAGACGAGGUACAGGCCGCGGGGGAGUACGCCCGAACCCCCCACCAUCGAUAAUUAUUUUUAUCAGAAUCGACGGAGAAACUUGAGCGGAGCGAGCAAUGCCUCCGAGAGAAGCCUGGAUGAACUAGACCCCCUGGACUUAUGCCCUCAAAAUGCGGCUCUUCACCCCCGAGUACGUAGCCUGAGUGCCACUCGUACCCAUAGACGCAUCUCCCUGCCUGACCCCACCAGCCUCCACCACCACCAGCCUGCGUACCUCAACCACAACGAGCACUUCAACUUUUCGUUCAGCGAGCACGUGCAGGGGUCGAGGGGAACAACGCCCGACCCCUUUGAAAGCCCCGUACACAAUGGCUCCGGGAAUGUUUUUCUUCACAUCUCUGAAGCUGAACUGGAGAGCCCGGUGGAAGGUUCAUAUGACUCGGUGGACAACGUGGGACUGGUAGCCGGUGCGGUGGGGGGGGCGGCGGCGGCGGCACUGUACCCCGGCGCCGAGGGGGAAACUCACGGUCAAAACCCCAAUGUUUACUCUACCUCGUGGGGGAAGGAGGAGCCCGGGACAGAGCAACAAGGGAGGGUUAUAUGCCACUCCCAAAGUAGCACGACCUUUAAGGAGUACGAGGACGACGAAAUGAGGGAGUCGAGGUCCUUCAAGAGACAGCUGUCCGUUCCGUCCAAUCAGGAGACACUUCAGAAAAUCAACGACGUGCGGAAGUAUUUACAGGUACAUGACUCAGACCCCCAGUUGUUGAAGCCAUUACUGAGGAUUGAGAGUUUCGUUAAUAAGAAGAAAUACGAGGGAAAGAGGAGAAAGAAAGACGAUUCUGAUUCAGUGUGAUAGAUUCUUUUAUACGCACGAGGCGCUCUUGGGAGGAGGAAUAUCUCACGUGUGUUUUUCUGAAAUUAAUUGUCUGCUUAACUCCCUCACCGCCAUGUUGAGUCCGUCGUCCACUCGCCGGGCGUAACGAUGUAGUUUACGCCACGAGACUGUUUAUAGUUUUAAUCUAUAUCUCGCCUGAAGAUUACCACACCCCCUACCUUCUCCUCAGAUAGUUUCAUAGUGGUUAAGGUGAGGGAGGUGAAUUCAGGUGAGUAUUUUUGGGAUGGGGGGAGGGCUAUAAUCUUCAGGUGAUCCACGACUGUUUAAAUCAGUAAAGGUUUUAUCUGUAGUCUCAGUGGCGAGUUAUAGUGGUGGCGGUGAAGGUGUCUAUGUGCUGAUGAUGACAGUCUGGACGUGCCUGCACCAUCCCUUGUGUAGGACGGGAGUUGGGCAUCACAUAAGGGUAGGGACUCAGGCAUCAGAGAAGGAGGCAUCACACGCAAGAAAUUAAAGCGAGUCCAGGCUUCACUAAGGACAAGCCAGGGCAGUGUGUGUGUGUCUUUGUUCUCAUUGGUUGGAUGUGGUAGGCAGUAGGUAGUAGGCAGCUACCAAACAGAGAGGU